AAUGACCUUUUAAGAGUUAAUUAAUUUCUAUUACUUUUCCUGGAAAUCACCAUUUUAAACUGUCCUGAUAAUUCUAGAUUUUCCAUGACCGUGGGAACCCUUGUAAGUGCUCCUGAGUGAUAAUUCUGGGAGAUAUUCUCAAGCGGUACUAAAUUUUCCCUAAGAAGAUAAAAAGAGAACUGUAAAUAUGCUUAUGCCAAACACAGACCUUCAUCAUCCCAAUAGUCAGUCUGAAUGUAACACUUCUGCCUCUUAUGUCCAACACUCUGAAUUCAAUGCCACAACCCCCUCUGGAUCUUCUAACAUACCAAAACAAAGCGGAUUUAUGAAGGUCUGUUCCUUUGGAGAGCCCAGCCCAUGGCCAAUCCCUGGACUGGGAUCUGGGAUUCUGGAAAUGCGUGUGAAGGAGGGGAGCAAGAUCAGGAAUCUUUUGGGCUUUGCCAUAUCUCGUUUGCAAGGGGACGGACACCAGGAUGUGACAUCACAGGUUCUGUUUAGUGGGAUGGGACGGGCUGUCACCAAAACCAUCACCUGUGCAGAAAUAAUGAAACGUAAAGUGCGGGGCUUACACCAGGUAUCGAAGGUCCAAUAUAGGACAGUGACUGAGGUGUGGGAGAGCCAGGAGGGUGGCCCGGUUCAGAUGACGAUACACAGAACUCUUCCGUCCAUCUGUAUUCUUCUGUCCAAAGAACCGCUGGACCCUCAGGAACUGGGCUACCAGCCUCCUGCAGAGAUAGGCUCUCUUUCAGAGGAAAGGAAAGGAGAUGAUGGACCACAGCGGUCUGGAAACCAAGAAAAAAGACCACUGAGUCCUGGCCCCUGUGUGGUUCUGCCUAGUCUAAAAAGAGCUGCAAUAAGGCAGGACAAAUUUCCAGCUCUGGAAUAG
This is a messenger RNA of Myxocyprinus asiaticus (Chinese sucker), 886 nucleotides long. Its product is annotated as ribonuclease P protein subunit p25-like protein. Gene Ontology annotation, biological process: tRNA 5'-leader removal. The record is from RefSeq and is a predicted model, not a curated record. Gene Ontology annotation, cellular component: ribonuclease MRP complex. The coding region runs from base 188 to 886 and encodes 232 amino acids. The transcript has a single exon. Lineage: Eukaryota; Metazoa; Chordata; Actinopteri; Cypriniformes; Catostomidae. Gene Ontology annotation, molecular function: RNA binding.